Molecule: messenger RNA, 2297 nt
Organism: Ixodes scapularis (black-legged tick)
Lineage: Eukaryota; Metazoa; Arthropoda; Arachnida; Ixodida; Ixodidae
Gene: ImpL2
Product: zwei Ig domain protein zig-4
Exons: 8
Coding region: 304-1221 (305 amino acids)
Cellular component (GO): neuron projection
Source: RefSeq, a predicted model, not a curated record
GCCGAGGUCUCCUUGGAGGGCACGUGACAGCGGCGUCGUCUCACCCGUUAUCGGGUGGGGGGAUCCCGGCCAACUGGGCAGCCCGGCAGCCCAACGCGCAUUUCCCUCCACGCUCCGCACGUGAGAACAUGCGGCAUCUUGGUUCUCCCGGCCAACCCUCACACCGGCUCCUCCGCUAUCGCCCGCUGCCUGCGCUGCCCUGACUGCACCUCGUCACUGCGAUCCCUCGCUCCGCUCUUUUGUCUCAGGAAGUGUGCGACGCCCCCGAGCAGCUGUCUGUCGCCCGGUGCCCCUGCGAACGGAAUGCGCCCGCGUACGGCGAGCCUCAUCAGCGUCCUGGUGCUGCUGCCUGCUGUCCUGGGCAGGUCGCUGGUCGGACAGGGAGCGCGCCCGCGCACCUCGGUCGGGCUUUUCCUGUCAAAGACACAAAGGGCCUCCCGACCAGGCAGUCUUCUGCUCAAGUCGCACCUGAAGCUCCGCAACACACCUCCAGACGUGCUCACCGUGGCCGAGUCUGAGUCGCUUGUCGUGGAAUGUGAGGCCGGCGGUAACCCUCCGCCAACCAUUCACUGGCUGAAGAACGGUCGUAGGAUCGACCAGGAUGAUUCCGAGAACACGGACGAACUGUUCAGCAGCCAGAACGCAGUGCCCAUGCUGGGCUUGAGCUUCACCCGGUCCCGGCUGUUUAUCGACUGCGCCUCGGCCCAGUUCGACGAGGCCGAGUACACAUGCGUAGCUGAGAACCCGUACCACCGCGUCAGCAAAACAACCAAGGUCAAAGUGUCCAAGAUUGGCGGUGCUAGAUCCAGCCCCAUGUGUCUAGUCAAGAAGUCCUUCGAUCACCCUGGAAGUCCUGCCAGGAUUACGAUGUGGACUCACACUCGGCUGGAACUGAUGGGAAGCACGGUCCAGCUGUUCUGCCGUCCCAGCGGCUCCCCGAAACCCGCUGUGGCCUGGUUUGGCCCCGACGACAACGCACUCCAGAGCGGCGACAAGUACAAGGUCCUUGACAAUGGCGAUCUAGAGAUCCGCAACAUUGCCUGGAACGACAUGGGCGGCUACACGUGCGCGGCCGAAAACUCCCACGGCGUCGACCGGACAUCCACCUUCCUCUACCCCACGUUGGCGCUGGGUUCUCCGAAGACCCAUCGAACACCGUGGGCACAACUCCAGGAACCAGAUUUUUUACGCGAUAUCCCGACGCAUUAUCCUCCGGUUUAAAGUGCCUGGUACAUCCAACCACAGAUGGGGACUUGUCGUAGGCAACAUGGUUCUUUCUUGAUAUCUUCUUUUUCCACGCUGUGCUUAGAAAUUCAUCGCUGUGAAGUUUGUAGAAAGACACACCAGAAGUCUCCUCCAAUGGUGACUUGUAAUUCGGGACACAAUACUAUACCAUUGGGCGACGAGAAAGACUCAGUGAGUGGCAGUGUUUUUGUUACUGUACAAUACAAUGCAAUCUUUAUUUGUUAAAGCCGCUUUAUGCUGAAGGUAGCGCCAUUUAUUGAUCCUCCGACACGCUCUCAUCCUCUAGAAAAUCCUCCUCCUCCUCUUCAAAGUUCCUCUUUCCACUACCACCGAUCGGCCGAGCGUCCGUCCGGUUACGGUUCGCCACUUCCGUUCGCCAUUUGUGCCCUUCCGUGUCGCGGCCUCGCAUUCUCCGACGGCGUACAUACUUAUUCGCUCUUUCUCGCGAGAGUUGAACCGUGGCAGCGCCAGUGUACAAAUAGCCCCCAACCACUUCCGGUUCUGAACUAGACGGCGGGUUUCGUCGUAUUGUCAAUAUCAAAUAUGCACGCUACCUUCUGGAAAUGGCCACUUACUGCACUGCCCGACUUAAUUCACUCUUACUGUAAAAAAAGAUGAUCAGUAAAAAAAUUAGUAAAUAUACGUGAACCGGAAGUGUGCCGGGGCUACCCAGUAGAUGGCGCCACUGAGUUUGUUCCCAAACAAGAAAGUGCAAAUGCGGAGAGAAAGUGUUCAAAAAUGCGUCUUUGGCGCAUCGUAACGCAAAGAGGGGCACGGUAUACAGUGUGUUUCAUGAAAGGUGGACAAAUUUGAUAUUGCUGAAACUACGCAUCGCACCAAAAAAAGCCUUGUGUCGUUGUGGUCCCAGGCCACGGGCCUAUUCAGGAAAAUUAUUAAAGUUUGGGAGAAUUAAGUUCUUAGUUAUUUUCGCCUAAUUAAUGUUUUUAAAUUUUGAGUUUAAGGGAAUGGUUUUAAUAAGAAUCUUGCUGAGCAUCAUCAAAAAACACUAAAUCAACAAAUUGCACCACGGUAGAAGGCACGCGCGGUAUUUC